UAAGGAAGUAACUGUCAGUGCAGUUUCAGUCUCAGGAGGAUAAACCCACAGGCAGCAGUUUCUCUGUAAAGGCAUUCCCAGGAUUCCUCUCGCUACAUUACGCUCUACCUGUCGGACAGGUGAGGCCGGCUCUCGCGCCCUGACGCAGCAGAGGGAGAAGGCCAAAAGCGGACUCUAGGAGUGGGGGUGCGGGAGCAUUCAUGGUCAUCUAUGGGUGAGUGUCUGCGGAAAGCUUGCCCAUGUCUGGAAACACUAUGGCAGAGGAUUUUCAGCGACAAGAAGCCUGGAGCAGAAGGAGAAGGAGGGAGUAUGCCUAUUAGUAAGGAAGGAGGAUGUGGAGGCAGCGGUAGGGACGGUACCGGAGGGUUGAGACCACCGUGCCCGGGGCCGCAGGAUAAAGUGCCGGAGAGCGGCUGCAUUUAUAGGGCGCUGUGGUCGUUUGAAUCACGGCAUCCUGACGAGCUGUCCUUCACGGAGGGGGAUCUGUUCAGCGUCAUCACCCGAACCGGGGACUGGUGGACCGCGCGCAGGAUCGACAAGAACGGGCGCGUGCUCGAUACUGGGGUCGUGCCCCAAAACUAUCUGGACCGGGCCGAGUCUCUGCAGACGCAACCGUGGUUUUUUGGGAAAAUGAACCGCAUUGAGGCUCAGAGCCACCUGAUGGGACCAGGAAAUGACCUGGGGUCUUUCCUCAUCCGACACAGCGAGAAAGACCACGUCGGAUACGUUCUUUCAGUGAAGGCAAGCAUUCGGGUGAAGCAUUUCAAGGUGUACACAGCAAAUGAGACUAAUUUCUUCAUAGAGUCCGGUCUCAAGUUCACCUCCCUGAUCGACUUGGUGGAAUACUACUGUGCCAACAACCUGAACACCAUCGGCAAGCUGGGAAACUCCUGCAAGAGGAAAAAGCCUCCUACCACAGAUCUGAGUCAUUUUACCGUGGAUGAGUGGGAGCUCCCGAAAGAGGAGUUCACGCUGCAGGAGGAGCUGGGCAGCGGAUACUUUGCUGACGUCUACAGGGGACGCUGGAAAAACCACAUUAAUGUCGCCAUCAAGAUCCUCAAAAGUGACUCUGAGUUGAACCACCGUGAGUUUCAGAGGGAAGUGCAGAUCCUGAAAAGUCUCCGCCAUCGUCACCUCAUCUCUCUGUUUGCCAUCUGCACGUCCUCGGCACCGUACUACAUCAUCACCGAGCUGAUGGAGAAAGGCAGCCUGCUCAACUUCCUCAGAGGUCCAGAGGGGCAUAAACAAGACAUUGCGGCCCUCGUUGACAUGGGUGCCCAGGUGGCUGAUGGGAUGUCAUACCUGGAGGAGAAGAACAGCAUCCACAGAGAUUUAGCAGCUCGAAAUGUCCUGGUGGGGGAGGACUACAUCUGUAAGGUGGCCGACUUUGGCCUGGCCAGAGUGAUCAAGGAGCCGGUCUACAUCACGGAAGAUAAAAAGAUUCCCUACAAGUGGAGCGCUCCUGAGGCCAUCAGCCACGGGAAGUUCUCCAACAAAUCCGAUGUCUGGUCUUUCGGUGUCCUGCUUUAUGAGAUUAUCACAUAUGGAGGCGCUCCUUACCCAGCAUUUAGCAACCAGGAGUCCUACCAGCAGGUUACAAAUGGCUACAGGUUGCCAGCGCCGUCCAACUGCCCCGACAUGCUCUACAAAAUCAUGCUACAAUGUUGGAGCUUCGAGCCUGAUGACAGGCCGGACUUCAAAACCGUCAAAAGCAAACUGGACAGCAGCUUCUACGAGUUGGACUGACCGCUCGCCUGACCUCCUGCAGCACACACUGAUUCUUCAGGAUUCUGCAUUGAAAAACUUUGACUGUGUGUUUGCACUGUGUAAACCUAAAAGCCUGAUUUAUUUUAUUCAGUUCACAAGGCCUGCAACUGUUAAUUAUUUCCAUUUAUGAAUAGUCUGAUGAUUUCUUCUUUUUAAAAGCUGAAGCCUUUUCAAAAGAAGAAGAAUUUUAGUCAUUUUUCAAAGCAAAAACACAAAAAGCUUGUACAGUGGGAGCAUUUUAAGAUUUAUAUAGUUUUAUGUAACAAUAUACUGGACUUUCUAUAGGUUAUGGUCUACUUGUAGGACAAAAAAUGCAUUUAAAUAUGUUAAUUUGGGCUCUAAAGGGACCCUAAACUCAGACUGUGUUGCCAACAGUUUCUAUGAAAGUACAACCAAUGUCUUCAACUAAUAUUUUUGAGUCAUGACAACCUCAAAAGCAUUAAAGAUAAAUACACCACAAUCUCAAAAGCAGCAGCCUUGUGCACAAUCAUUUGUAAAGCAUUAAACUAACUCCUUUAGCAAGAUCAAACGUCUUACUUAUUCAACUGUACCUGUCUGCAAUACAGACCUUCAGCCAGCAGGGGGCAGCACAGUCACAUCUGAAGAUUGUCUUGCCUUCUUUUCUAUCUAGUGAUGCUUUUAAUGCCAGAUGACUCACAGUUGCUUUCCUACAGAACAAACCCAUCCAGUAUUCAUCAGUUUCUCUCCAAAACAAUCCAAUCUAAGCUGCUAUAAACUGGAAUCUCCAGUUAACAUGGGUAAGAAAUCACAUGAGUCAACCUUUGACAUCUUAAAGUCACUUCUUGCAUCAGUAACACAGAUCUGCAUCUUACUCCCUAAAACCAGCGAGGUGACCGUUAAUAUGUCCUUUUUCCUAUGACGGCUUAUAGGGGCCCUGAUUUCCAGGUAAAAACAAUUAUUAAUGAUAUAAAUGGGAUUUGUGGACUAUAACAAUCAGACCAACACAUGUUGGAAACUUGCAUAUAUGCAUGCAACAGCUAAAGUGAAGUGUUGGUCCCCUCCAAUUAACAUUUGUACAUUUCUAACUACUUUAUCAACUACAUUUAUAUAUAUUUUGAUCUAUUGUCACAUUUUGUUACCAGUUCUUUUAACAUGUCAAUGUGUUUAAUCAUCUUUGGUGCUGAUGAAAAGCCCUGCAACACCUUAUUUCAGAGUCAGACAUGUAACUGAUUUACUGCAGAGGACAGAACGACUGUCAAACUUUGGUGUCUUAUCAAACGUCCGCCUCACCGAAACAACUUCUUUGAAAUGUUUUUCCAGUGAAAUCAUAGAUGCACAGUCCUCUGUAGAGCCUUCUUUUUGUACUGUUCCUAUUUUUGUGCCAUUAAAUAUGCAAUGAUGUUCUGAA
This is a messenger RNA of Eleginops maclovinus (Patagonian blennie), 3136 nucleotides long. RefSeq names its product PTK6 protein tyrosine kinase 6b (gene ptk6b). NCBI's taxonomy places the organism in Eukaryota, Metazoa, Chordata, Actinopteri, Perciformes, Eleginopidae. Gene Ontology annotation, biological process: protein phosphorylation. Bases 211 to 1746 code for a protein of 511 amino acids. The record is from RefSeq and is a predicted model, not a curated record. Gene Ontology annotation, molecular function: protein tyrosine kinase activity; protein binding; ATP binding. The transcript is spliced from 8 exons.